Molecule: messenger RNA, 3575 nt
Organism: Seriola aureovittata
Lineage: Eukaryota; Metazoa; Chordata; Actinopteri; Carangiformes; Carangidae
Product: serine/threonine-protein phosphatase 6 regulatory ankyrin repeat subunit C-like
Exons: 28
Coding region: 113-3247 (1044 amino acids)
Cellular component (GO): cytoplasm
Molecular function (GO): protein binding
Source: RefSeq, a predicted model, not a curated record
CAGAUAGUAGCUAACUAAGCUAAAGCUAGGCUAACUAGCUGCUGCUGAGGGACAUGUAGCCAGUCAAACACUCAGUCUGUUUCAAUGAAGGAUCUUCCAGAGUGACUGGGACAUGGAGUUAAGAAAUAUCAAGGACCAGUCUCCAUUGGUCCAGGCUAUAUUCAGCCGAAACACAGAAGAAGUGACAUUUUUGUUGAACCAGGAAGAAGAUGUCAAUUCACUGGACCAAGAACAAAGCACACCACUUCAUGCUGCUGCUUAUCUGGGAGAUGUCCACAUUAUGGACCUACUUAUUACUUCAGAUGCAAAUGUCAACACGAAGGACCAGGGUUUGCUGACUCCUUUACAUCGAGCCGCUGCGUCACGAAAUGAAAGGGCUGUGGAGCUGCUACUAAAGCACAAAGCAGAGGUCAACACAAGGGAUAAAUUCUGGCAUACACCUUUGCACAUGGCAGCUGCAAACUGGGCUACAGGCUGUGCUCAAGCUCUGAUACCACAUGUUUGCAGCCUGGAUGUUACUGACAGGUCAGGGAGGACACCACUGCAUCAUGCGACACACAGCGGCCAUGGAGAGAUGGUGAACUUGCUCCUGAGCAAAGGUGCCAAUGUGAGUGCCAAAGAUAAGAAAGAGAGGCAGGCCAUCCACUGGGCUGCACACCUCGGACAUGUGGAGGUCAUGAAGCUGCUGGUGUCUCACAGUGCUGAUGUGACGUGCAAGGACAAACGUGGUUACACUCCGCUCCAUGCUGCAGCUGCCAGUGGGCAGUUAGACGUGGUCCAAUAUCUGUUGGGGCUGGGGAUGGAGACUGAUGAACCCAACAUUUUUGGGAACACAGCGCUCCACAUGGCCUGUCACACAGGCCAGGACACCGUGGCCACUGAGCUGGUGAACGGCGGCGCUAACAUCAAUCAGCCGAACUACCAGGGCAACACGCCACUGCAUCUGGCUGCUGCCUCCUCCAGUGGGGUGCUGUGUCUCGAGCUGCUAAUCAACAAUGGGGCUGAUGUCAACAUGCAGAAUAAAGAAGGAAAGAGCCCUUUACAUAUAGCUGCUAUGCAUGGACGCUUCACAGGCUCCCAGAUUCUGAUCCAAAAUGGUGGGGAGAUCGACUGUGUUGAUAUGUAUGGAAACACUCCUCUUCACAUCGCUGCCAGAUAUGGUCAGGAGUUGUUGAUCAGCACUCUGCUGACAAAUGGUGCUGACAAGGCCAGACAGGGGAUUCAUGGGAUGCUUCCACUACAUCUGGCGGCGCUUUACGGUUUUCCAGACUGCUGUCGAAAGUUACUGUCUAAUGGUCAGUUUUACAACAUCAUGCCGGCUCAAAUGUCAUCAGUUGGGUUUGAUAUAAACAUCUUAGAUGACCAAGGGAGGACCUGUCUGCAUGCAGCUGCCUCUGGAGGAAAUGUUGACUGUCUCAACCUGAUCUUAAAUAGUGGCGCUGAACUGGGCAUUAAGGAUAAUUUGGGAAGAUCUCCUUUGCACUAUGCUGCAGCCAACGGGAACAGCCACUGCACGAUCUCUCUGGUGAGAGCCGGUGCUGAGGUCAAUGAGCUGGAUCUGAUGGGCUGCAGCCCUCUGCACUACACUGCUGCUUCACACACCUUCUGUGGUGGAAACACAAACUCUGAUCCUCACUACAGCGUGGAAAAGGAACAAGAGGCCUCUCUGUGUUUGGACUACUUGCUCGACAACGGGGCGAACCCAACUCUGAAGAACAGUAAGGGUUACAGUGCCGUCCACUAUGCUGCAGCUUAUGGAAACAAACAGCACCUCGAACUGCUCCUGGAGAUUUCUUUCAACUGUCUAGAAGAGGUUGAAAGUAAUAUUCCAGUCAGUCCUUUGCACUUAGCUGCGUAUUACGGUCACUGCGAGGCCCUUCGUUUGCUGUGUGAGACAUUAGUGAGUCUUGAUGUGCGGGACAUUGAAGGCCGAACUGCCCUCCACCUGGCUGCUCAGAGAGGUUUUGCCCCGUGUGUGGAGGUGCUGCUGAAACAUCAGGCCUCAUACACACUGAAGGAGCACAAGCGCAAGUGGACCGCUCUUCAUGCUGCAGCGGCUGAGGGCCAAAUGGACUGUCUGCUUUUACUGGUCAACAGGGAACAAAGUGCCGACAUCGUUGACAGUCCAGAUACACAGGGACAGACGGCUCUCAUGCUGACAGCUCUGGGACGUCACACCGACUGUGUCCACAUCCUGUUGGAGAAAGGAGCGAACCCUGAUGCUGCAGACAAAAAGGGCUUCACCGCAUUACACAGAGCUGCCAUGUUGGGCAGUGAGGACUGUGUAUCUGCUCUGCUGGAACAUGGGGCUUCUGCUCUGUGUAGAGACUCUCAGGGAAGGACCCCGCUGCACCUUGCAGCCUCCUGCGGUCACACGGAGCUACUCAGCAAUUUGCUGAAGGCUGCUAUGAAGGUUGACCCUCUGGACUCCAUGUUGGACCACAGAGGCUACACGCCCACCCACUGGGCUGCUUACCAUGGGCAUGAAGGAUGUUUACACAUUUUACUUGAAAACAAACUUUUUAGCAACCAGGAAGGAAAUCAUUUCACCCCAUUGCACUGUGCUCUAGUUAAUGGACAUGAAGUUGCUGCCGAACGUCUGGUGAAGACUGUUGGACCUCAAAUUGUUAAUGUUUGCGAUGCCAAAGGAAGGACCCCGCUGCACGCAGCUGCUUAUUCAGGAAAUGUUGCUGGGCUCCAGCUGGUCCUGGCCCAGGGAGCAGAGGUCAAUGCUGUGGACCACUGUGACUGCUCUGCUCUGAUGGUUGCUGCUGACUGCGGACAGACCAUGGCUGUUGAAUUCUUGCUGCACAAAGCGAAGCCUGAGCUGACCCUGGUGGAUGUUAAUAAUAACACAGCCCUUCACUUAGCCUGCAGCAAGGGUCAUGAGAUGUGUGCCCUGUUGAUCCUUGGAGAGAUCAGCGACUCCUCCCUCAUAAAUGCAACAAACAGCGCUCUCCAAAUGCCUCUUCACAUUGCAGCGAAGAAAGGCCUGGCGACUGUAGUGCAGGUGUUACUGAGCAGAGGAGCGGCAGUCAUGGCUGUAGAUGAGGAAGGCCGCACACCAGCUCUGGCCUGUGCCCCGAACAAAAACGUGGCAGACUGUCUGGCCCUGAUCCUCUCCACCAUGAAGCCUUUCCCUCCCAGAGAGCCCAGCGGUGGCACAAACUCCCACUUCAACCCCAUCCUGAAGAACUGUGGCAUUGCUGCCACCUGUGGCUCCAGUGGAAACCUGUGUCAUGCCUAAGUUAAAGCCACUGUUGGCCUGCACAGGUGUGUGACAGAGUGAAAUUUCAGCCCAUUGUAGCCCAAAGUCUCCACACGCACAUACAAGUCUCCCUAAACAUGUGUGGUUGAUCAUGCAUAGCUUCUUCCCUCACGUGGCAUUUACACUUGUGCUCAUGCACCAGUCGACUGCUUCUCUAAAAUAGAGUCUUACACAUUACUAAUAUUAGCAGACCUCUUAGAUGAUCUUUUCUGUUACAUGCGUUGAGUUUAGCACAUAAAUGUUAUUUUAAUGAAGCACUAACUAUUAGAAAUGAGUGGAAGUUUUAACAUGAGCACACUACACAAGC